This is a messenger RNA of Diuraphis noxia (Russian wheat aphid), 609 nucleotides long. Its product is annotated as 4-vinylanisole receptor-like. Gene Ontology annotation, molecular function: odorant binding; olfactory receptor activity. Gene Ontology annotation, biological process: detection of chemical stimulus involved in sensory perception of smell; sensory perception of smell. The record is from RefSeq and is a predicted model, not a curated record. NCBI's taxonomy places the organism in Eukaryota, Metazoa, Arthropoda, Insecta, Hemiptera, Aphididae. Gene Ontology annotation, cellular component: plasma membrane.
AUGCAAAAGCCUGAAAGUUUCGUUUUGACGCCGUUCCAAAAGUUUUGCAUCAGAUGGAGCGUGUUUUUCGACUCGUCCUCGGACCGUCUGUCCAGAACCGAAACAGUGCUCAGAACUAUUCAGUUUUCAACGAUCAUGAUCACUUCGGGGAUGACCAUGACUUCGGUGUUGAUCGCUGACAACAAAAAAGCGCUCGAAUCGUUCACGUACUUCGUUAUAUGUGUGUUCAUGUUGGCGAUCAUAACGUUCGCCAUCAGGACAAAACGUUUCAACCGGACCAUGCUGCUGAUGGUCAUCGACGAGUUCCCCAGCUACAAUAGGCCCAUGCCUGAUGCACUCAAGCGCAAGAUAGCGGCAAUACGCACAUCCUACAGUGACUUUACGAUGAAGGUAAUCGUUUCUUAUCUCACAUUGGUCUUGUUCGAGAUACCGGCCACUGCGAUGGUGCCGCUGGCAGCCGCAGGUCUAACUCAAGUCAAGUUGGGUUCACAGAGCACGCAGAUGGUGGUCCUGUGGUUCCCGGCUGACACAAGUCAGCCGCCAAAAUCUAAACAAAAAUAUGAUCAAAACUUAGAUUUAGUAACUACAYAAUUAAUAUUUAAUCAAUGA